GCUCCUGGACACUCCCUCCCAUUUCUUUCUCUUUCCCCCGUCUUCUCAGUGUGAUUUUCUUGACUCUGCUUUUUUGCAAAGAUUGACUUUGGCUCUGCAUCAACAAACUCUUCAUCUACUAUCGGGAUUUGACCAGUAUGGGGAAUUGCAGAACUGCCUUGGAUUCCAGAAUAAUUUUUUCCUCUUGUCAUUGUUUUUAGGUUGGCUUGGGCAGAAAAGUGAAAAGAGAAUGCUCCACUUUAACCGAUGUCAGCUUCUGAAACAAAUAACCCAGAAAUGUUUUUCUAUUAUACAUGUUAAAACGGAUAAACAUGCACGGCUAUUUUUUUUGAGAACCUUUGCACUUGCAGAAUUAAGGAAGUCAUGUCACUCAACCCACUCUCUUGUUGGAGACAAAAAUAUUAUCCUGAUGGGACCGCCUGGAGCUGGGAAAACAACAGUAGGCAGAAUAAUAGGGCUGAAACUAGGUUGUUGUGUCAUAGAUGUGGAUGAUGAUAUCCUUGAAAAAACCUGGAAUAUGAGUGUGUCUGAAAAAUUACAGGAUGUUGGUAAUGAACAAUUUUUAGAAGAGGAAGGAAAAGCUGUGUUAAACUUCUCUGCAUCUGGAAGUGUGAUUUCCCUUACUGGGUCUAAUCCAAUGCAUGAUGCUAGCAUGCAGCAUCUGAAGAAAAAUGGAAUAAUUGUAUACCUGGAUGUACCUCUAACAGAUAUAGUUAGUCGUCUAAAAUUAAUGAAAACAGAUAGGAUUGUAGGACAUAAUCCUGGAACAUCUAUGAAAGACUUAAUUAAAUUUAGAAGACAGUAUUAUAAGAAGUGGUACGAUACCCGUGUUUUUUGUGAAAGUGGGGCUUCCCCAGAGGACAUAGCUGACAAAGUUCUCAAAGCAGUUAAAAGAUACCAAGAUGUGGACUCAGAAACAUUCAUUUCAACAAGACACUAUUGGCCUAAAGACUGUGAACAGAAGGUUUCAACAAAAUUCUUUAGCGAAGCUGUGAUUGAGGGGUUAGCUUCUGAUGGUGGACUCUUUGUUCCUGAGAAGGAAUUUCCCAAAUUAAACUGUGGGGAGUGGAAAAGCCUAGUAGGAGCAACCUACGUAGAAAGAGCACAAAUACUCUUGGAAAAGUGUAUACAUCCUGCUGACAUACCUGCUGCCAGAUUGGGAGAAAUGAUUGAAACUGCUUAUGGGGAAAACUUUGCCUGCUCAAAAAUUGCCCCUGUCAGGCACCUUUCAGGAAACCAGUUCAUCCUGGAGCUGUUUUAUGGACCAACAGGAUCAUUUAAAGAUUUGUCUUUACAACUUAUGCCUCAUCUUUUUGCACACUGUAUUCCACCAAGUUGUAAUUAUAUGAUACUUGUAGCAACUUCAGGAGACACAGGGAGUGCUGUUUUAAAUGGUUUUAGUCAUCUUAAUAAGAAUGACAAACAAAGAAUAGCUGUGGCCACAUUUUUUCCUGAGAACGGAGUAAGUGAUUUUCAAAAAGCACAAAUAGUUGGCAGUCAGAAAGAAAAUGGAUGGGCAGUGGGUGUCAAGUCAGAUUUUGAUUUUUGCCAGACAGCUAUAAAAAGCAUUUUUAAAGAUUCUGAUUUCACUGGCUUUCUCACUGUGGAAUAUGGAACAGUCUUAAGUUCAGCUAAUUCCAUAAACUGGGGCCGACUGCUUCCCCAAGUAGUUUAUCAUGCUUCUGCAUAUCUUGAUCUCGUUAGCCAAGGAUUUAUUUCCUUUGGAAGCCCAGUAGAUGUAUGUAUUCCCACAGGAAACUUUGGUAACAUUUUAGCUGCAGUGUAUGCCAAAAUGAUGGGAAUCCCUAUUCGAAAAUUUAUUUGUGCCUCUAAUCAGAACCACGUUUUGACUGAUUUUAUAAAAACAGGACACUAUGAUCUAAGGGAAAGAAAAUUAACACGAACCUUUUCUCCAGCAAUAGAUAUUCUUAAAUGUUCAAACCUGGAACGACAUUUACAUUUGAUGGCUAAUAAAGAUGGGCAGUUAAUGACAAAAUUAUUUAAUCAAUUAGAAGAGCAGCAUCACUUUCAGAUAGAAAAUAUUCUAGUUGAGAAACUUCAGCAGGAUUUUGCAGCCGACUGGUGCUCUGAGGGAGAGUGCCUGGCAGCUAUUCACUCUACCUACAAUACUUCAGGGUACAUUUUGGAUCCACACACUGCUGUUGCAAAGGUGGUUGCAGACAGAAUGCAAGACAAAACUUGCCCAGUGAUUGUCUCAUCUACAGCUCAUUACUCGAAAUUUGCACCUGCUAUCAUGCAGGCUUUAAAGAUUCAAGAAAUCAACCAAACUUCAUCAAGUCAGCUUGCUUUAUUGAGUUCAUAUAAUGCAUUACCUCCACCACAUGAGGCUUUAUUGGGAAAAACAAAACAGCAAGAGAAGAUGGACUAUCAGGUCUGUGCAGCUGAUGUGAAUGUCCUGAAGAGUCAUGUGGAAAAACUAAUACAAAAUCAAGUUUUCUGAGUAAAAUUUUUUUUUUUUCUGGCAAUAAGGAUACAAUAAUAAAUCACAAAAGUUGAUUUG
Molecule: messenger RNA, 2521 nt
Organism: Molossus molossus (Pallas's mastiff bat)
Lineage: Eukaryota; Metazoa; Chordata; Mammalia; Chiroptera; Molossidae
Gene: THNSL1
Product: threonine synthase like 1
Exons: 4
Coding region: 230-2461 (743 amino acids)
Cellular component (GO): cytoplasm
Source: RefSeq, a predicted model, not a curated record